Molecule: messenger RNA, 1821 nt
Organism: Symbiodinium necroappetens
Lineage: Eukaryota; Dinophyceae; Suessiales; Symbiodiniaceae
Source: the annotation of a GenBank genome assembly
AUGGCCACGGAAGCUGCGCAAGCGUUCCGGAACUUGAAGCGGCCCAGAAAGAGUGAGGGCGAGGCCCACCUCCACAUCGACACGAAAUCCACUUAUCGCUGGGAAUGGGCUAGCAGGAAGGUUCUGCUUCUCGACCGGCCUGUGGUGGAUGUCCCGGUCAAGGCCGUCACGGUCGUCUCUGCUUCCGAGGAAGAGAACCAGGAAGCCCUAGCAUCGACUGCCACGCCUGUCACAGAGGUAGGUGCAGGCCAGGAUUUGGAGGAUGCAGACCUAGACUAUGCCGACGCCCAGGAUGACCUGAGUGCAGUGGAGGAGCCUGACGACCUCUCUGAGGAAUCCGAGUGGGUCGAGGGUUGUGAGUCCGACCAGGACUCCGACGAGUCCUGGCACCCAGGCCCGAAACGAAAAAAGCGACGAACUGGGCCCGGAACCGGCAAAAAGUCAUGGCAGCUGAGAUGUGGAAAGAGCUUCCGGUCUCUUGUUCAAGCAGCAGGUUUCCGAGGAGGGCGAAGGGCUGGCCCGUCUCGGUUUCCAGGAGUACCCUGGGCUGAGUCCAUGUUCGCGCAUCUGCGGAGUUUGUUGAAGGCCCGUUCUGUUGAAGCGCUGCCCAUCAGACAUCGCACCCUUCGUCUGGGCACGGAUUGCUCUGGUGCCGAGGCACCUUGGUUUGCUCUGCAGCUUAUCCUUAAAGAGUUGGAGCAUCAGUUGGGCUGGAAGUUGCGGCUGGAGCACCUGUUUGCUUGCGACAUCGAGCCUGUGUCGCAGGUCUUCGUUGCCCAGAACACGCGUCCGCAUGCUCUUUUCGAGAACUUGCGGAAUCGGGGAGAGAUGGGGCACUGCCUCAUUGCAGAUGCACCGGUUGUGGUGCCCAAUGAUCUGGACAUCUAUGUUGCUGGCUUCCCAUGCAAAGACUUCUCGCUGCUCAACUCCAAUCGCCCCUGUUUGGAAGGCCCCCAUGCCGAGACCUUCCAUGGCGUGGUCAACUACAUCCGCCAGCACGAGCCGGCAACGUACGUCCUGGAGAAUGUCGUCGGCCUACUGUCUAGGAAGGACGGAGACGAUGCUCCAAUCUCUGACAUCAUGGGCAUCCUGCGCGCUGUGCCCCACUACGUGGUCCGCUAUUGGCGAGUGAAUUCCCUGGACUACCACCUGCCUCAGAAUCGGGCGCGGGUGUACAUUGUGGGCAUUCAUACAGGAAAGGCCACAUUGCACCGACCGUUGGCCAGGUGGGACCAGCUGGUCCGCAAACUGGAGGAGCAAGGACAUGCCGAGGUGCAAGAUUUCAUGCUGCCGGACUCUGAGCAAGAAGUCUCUUCGGCAAGGGGACGUCUUGAAGCAAAAGGUCCGCCGGAACUACCCCCAGGCAGAUGGGCCGAAACAAACGCUCAGCUUCGCCAGCAGCUGAGCUUUGACAACACGGCGAAGCCAUUGGUUCCCAAAGGCAGCGGCUGGUCGCGAUAUCUCAGUGCUCGUCAGCAGGAUGUCCUAGAGAUCCAAGCUGCGCGAAUUUUUCAUGGGAAGAACAGGAAAAGGGCAACAGAAGAAGAGCUGCAGGACGCAGAAGAUCCCAUGAACUCCAAGUUCUGCGCAGAGAUUUCCAGAAGUGCUCUGUAUGGCUCAAGUAGAUGGCGAUCAACACCUUGUCUCACUCCAGGAAGCCGGGUCUGGGUUUUCAAUCGACAGAGGUGGCUGCUGGGUCUAGAGAUGAUGGCCUUGCAAGGCUUCCCUGCGGAUGAGCUCAAUCUGGAUGGCUUCUGGUUUCAUGUUUUGGCAGCUUUUACUCUAAGGUUCGAGGUAUGGGCCCCUAAUAUGGACCCUUAG